Messenger RNA from Symbiodinium pilosum, 588 nucleotides. Lineage: Eukaryota; Dinophyceae; Suessiales; Symbiodiniaceae. The record is from the annotation of a GenBank genome assembly.
GCCCCUUCCACUGCAGCAGAUGAUGUGCAGUUGCCGGAGCCGCGGCAAGAAGUGCAGCUAGAAGCAUCGCCAGAAACGGCUCCUGCGGACUAUGCUGCGGAUGGAGGGACUCUACUUUCAGAAGAUCCUGAAGGAGAGAGACAUCCUGAAGAACCCGAAGAGGCAAAGAUUACAAUGGCAGAAAGAUCACCCCAAGCAGCCUCAGCUGAGGGCGCAGAUGCCGCAGAGGCAACAGAGGCAGCAGACAAACCUGAAACCCUCAAGGCUCCCGCAGAUCCCUGUGCUGUGCAAGCGCAGCUUGGGGCUGCGGAACCGACGCUGCCAGAGGCACCUGUAGGCAUUGGAGGAGCUUUGCAGGCUCAGACGGAUGAAGGCGCAAACUCAACGGCCGAAGACAAGAAUCUACAGCUGACAGCCAAUGCAACAGAAGGUAAAGAAAGCCUGCAGCUGAAGGACCACCUUUUGAAGCCACAGUUGAAACCACGCUUGAAGCCACGGCUGAAGCCACGGCUAAAGCCACGGCUGAAGCCAUGGCUGAGUCCCUUGCUGAAGCUUCCGCAGCAGCUGCUCUUGCACAGGAUAUCGUAG